AUGACUUCCCGCUUCAGACCCAUCAAACGGCGCCCACGGCCCGCGCAAAGAGAAGACUACAACCCCACAUAUCUGCCGUGGAAGAAGCGCUUGGACCAUUUCACCUGGUCAUGGUUUGAAUGCACCAUGUCAACCGGCGCCAUCGCGACGCUUCUUGGCCAACAACCAUACAGUUUCCACGGACUGAAGACCAUUGGAAAGAUUUUCUUCAUUCUGGAUAUCGUCCUCUUUCUCAUGUUUAGCGCCUGUAUUACCUACCGUUUCAUCCACAAUCGGGGCUCCCUCAAGCUCAGUCUGCACCAUCCACACGAAAGCUUCUUCUUCGGAGCCUUCUUUGUCUCCAUCGCACUCAUCAUCUACUGCAUUGAGCUGUACGGCGUACCAUCCUGUGGACCAUGGCUCGUCAAGACAUUGGAGAUACUAUUCUGGCUAUACGCAGCCAUCGUCCUCUUGGUCGCUGUCUUCCAGUACCACGUCAUAUUCGACCGACGCGAGCUUCCUGUUACCGACGCGAUGCCCGCCUGGAUUCUACCGGUAUACCCUUUCCUUGUCCUCGGGGUCUUGGGCAGUACACUCCUAAAGAGUCAACCACCUGGGCCUGGGUUCAACAUCUUUAUUGGCAGCGUUACCUUCCAGGGCCUAGGCUGGAUCAUCGCAUUUCUGAUGUUGUCGCUCUACUUCACACGUUUGGUUAACAGCAACCUGCCUGAGAUCCCCAAACGCCCCGGUAUGUACGUAGCUGUCGGUCCAGCUGCAUAUACUGCAAAUGCCUGCAUCGCGCUUGGUUUGCAGGCACCGAAACAUGUACCCGAAAACCUAUUGGGCAUUACUUCCUUCCCCGUCGGCGAUGCUUUUAAAGCCUUCGGGUUUAUCGUGGGUGUCUUCUUAUGGCUCACCUCCUUCUGGUUCAGCGCCAUCGCUACCAUUAGCAUUGUCAUCAGUGCGAAGGAGUCGUAUUUCACGCUGAAUCAUUGGGGCUUCAUCUUCCCGAAUGCCGGGAUGACGAUCGCGCUCAUCUACAUCGCCAACGCGCUGAAUAGCCCAGGAAUCAAGGGAGUGUGUAGUGCAGCAACUAUCAUCUUGGUCAUACUGUGGAUCUGGGUGGCGAUCCUUAAUGUAAAGGGUGUGUUGCAGAAGAAGGUGUUAUGGCCGGGCAUGGAUGAAGACAUGGAGGAUAUUGAAGGACACGGUCACAAGCCGGGCUCGGACCAGAAAGACGGUGAUGGGGAAGUAUAG
Alternaria atra is the source of this 1236-nucleotide messenger RNA. RefSeq lists its product as uncharacterized. Gene Ontology annotation, cellular component: membrane. The transcript has a single exon. The record is from RefSeq and is a predicted model, not a curated record. Gene Ontology annotation, biological process: malate transmembrane transport. Bases 1 to 1236 code for a protein of 411 amino acids. Gene Ontology annotation, molecular function: malate transmembrane transporter activity. NCBI's taxonomy places the organism in Eukaryota, Fungi, Ascomycota, Dothideomycetes, Pleosporales, Pleosporaceae.